Staurois parvus is the source of this 342-nucleotide messenger RNA. Lineage: Eukaryota; Metazoa; Chordata; Amphibia; Anura; Ranidae. The record is from the annotation of a GenBank genome assembly.
CCAGGUAUGAAGACUGCUUCUACAAACAUUUGUGAAAGAACGGGUCUCUCUGAGGAGCUCAGUGUAUUAAAGUGUGGUACCGUGAUAGGUUGCCACCUGUGCAAUAAGUCCAUCCAUGAAAUUUCCUUCCUACUAAAUAUUCCACAGUCAACUGUUAGUGGUAUUAUAACAACAUGGAACUGGGAACAACAGCAUCUCAGCCACGAAGUGCGUCACAUGCAGUGGAGAUGUGUUCUCUGGAGUGAUGAACCACACUUUUCUGUCUGGCAAACUGAUGGAUGUGUCUGGGUUUGGCGGUUGGCAGGAGAAUGGUAUUUGCCUGACUUCAUUGUGCCAAGUGUA